Molecule: messenger RNA, 3554 nt
Organism: Musa acuminata AAA Group (dessert banana)
Lineage: Eukaryota; Viridiplantae; Streptophyta; Magnoliopsida; Zingiberales; Musaceae
Product: pentatricopeptide repeat-containing protein At2g01510, mitochondrial-like
Exons: 13
Coding region: 393-3395 (1000 amino acids)
Biological process (GO): reciprocal meiotic recombination; meiotic recombination checkpoint signaling
Cellular component (GO): nucleus; chromosome
Molecular function (GO): protein binding; zinc ion binding; ATP binding
Source: RefSeq, a predicted model, not a curated record
GGCUCUGCCCUGACCACCACCGACGCUAGUCAAUCUACUCGGGACGCGAGCACCGACGUUCUCCUCGAGCCGUCGGGAGACGCUGGCGUCGAGGUACAGUGGUCGGGGGAGGAGGGCGGAGAACGGAGCGGGUCCGGGAAACUUCGGAGACGGCGGAGACCAUGGACGCGAGGAGGGCCGAUGGCUGAAGACGACGCAGCCGCUCCACCUGCUCGCCGUCGUCGUCGUCACCGUGGUGGUGGAUGGGGGAUUGGAGCAGAGAGGCUGUUCGAUGGCGUGGUGGUCGAAGGUUUGGGAGGCGUUGAAGGAGCCGAUCCCGGAGGAAGAAAGCCAAUAGCUAAGCUUUAUGUGUGCAUAUAUUCAUAUAUCCAGUGCUGCUUUUCACGUCGUGUAUGAGAAUUCUCAGCAAUGCGAAGGCACCCAACGAAUUCCUUCCAUCGACGGACGCUUCGGCCUCGCCAACCACCGCUUCCCCUGCCGUUAUGUGCCCCGAGACGAUAACGACCGUUUCCUCCCUGCUCAAGUCAUGCGCCCGCCCGAGCCACCUCAAGCAAGCGCACGCCCGCAUCCUCACCCUCGGCCUCCACCGCCGCAUCCCCACCCUCCUCUCGGCCGCCACCCUCGCCUACCUCUCCCUCGGCCUCCUCGACUCCGCCCUCCCACUCUUCCGCUCCGUCCCCAGCCCCUCUCCCUUCCUCUUCAACAUGGCUAUCCGCGCCUACGCCGCCGGAGGCCGCUUCCACGUCGCUCUCAGCCUCUACUCCACCCUCCUCUCCUCCGGCCUUCGUCCCGACAAGUUCACCUUCCCAUUCGCGCUCAGGUCCUGCGCCGCUCUCUCCGACCUGCGGGUAGGGAAAUUGCUCCACCAGCACUCCCUCUGUUUCGGGUGCGCUAGCGACCUCUUCGUGGCCGCCGCGCUGGUCGACAUGUACUCCAAGUGCGGCGACGUCUUCUGCGCGCGGCAGACGUUCGAUAAAAUGGCUAACAGAGAUUUGGUUUGUUGGACUUCGAUGAUCUCUGGGUACGCUCACAAUGGCCUGACCAUGGAGACGCUGGAGUUCUUCCGGCUCAUGCAACUCUCGAGCGUGAAGCCCAACCGGGUCAGCUUGUUGAGCGCACUCCUUGCUUGCGGCCGUCUUGGGGCUCUUAGGGGAGGAGAAUGCUUCCACUGCCUCGCGAUUAAAACCAGGUUCGAGCAUGACGUUUUGGUCGCUACUGCAGUCGUCGACAUGUAUGUCAAGUGUGGGAACUUGGAGUUGGCGAGGCUAAUGUUCGAUCGUAUUGAUAGCAAGGAUGUCGUGUGCUGGAGUACGAUGGUAGCAGGCUUCGGAUACCAUGGCCUAGCCAGAGAAGCCAUCUCUACAUUCGACAAUAUGGUGGAUGAUGGGGUGAUGCCAAAUGCUACCACCUUUACCAGUCUCCUUUCUGCUUGCAGCCACUCGGGGCUUUCGGAGGAGGGCAGAAGGUUCUUCGAUUCUAUGAAUCUGAAGUAUGGAAUUGAGCCAAAGAUGAAUCACUAUGCGUGCAUGGUAGACAUCCUUGGACGUGCAGGGAAGCUGCAGGAAGCUGAAGAGUUUAUAAAGCAAAUGCCCAUGGAACCAGAUACUAGUAUUUGGAUUUCUCUUCUUGGAGCUUGUCGAAUUCAUGGGGAUCUAGAUUUAGGAGAAAAAAUUGCAGACAAGAUCAUGAACAGAGACCACAACCAUGCUGGAUAUUUUGUUCUCCUCUCCAAUGUCUAUGCUGCUAAAUCAAGGUGGACAGAUGUGGAGAGAGUGAGGAAGCUAAUGGCAGGGAGAAGAGUGAACAAGGAUCAAGGCAUUAGCUUGAUUGAGUUCAACAACCAAGUUCAUAAAUUUGGAGUGGAUGAUAAGUCUCAUCCUCAUUCUCGGGAGAUAUAUGCUUAUCUUGACCAACUGAGUGUGCGGAUGAAACAAUUGGGUUAUGUUCCUUUGGUAGAUUUUGCACUCCAUGAUGUGGACGACGAGAGCAAGGAAAUUGCACUUUCUUAUCACAGCGAGAGGCUCGCCAUCGUCUUUGGCUUGAUCAAUAUGAAUCCCGGAACUGUGAUUCGUGUGACCAAAAACCUUCGUGUUUGUGGAGAUUGUCAUAAUGCAGUAAAAUUCAUCUCCAAAAUCGAGAGCCGAGUAAUCAUCGUACGAGAUGCAAAUCGCUUCCAUCAUUUUGAGGGUGGCAUCUGUUCUUGUCAUGAUCACUGGAUGCUUGAGAAAAGGAGCAUGACCUAUGUUGAUGGUCCCAUUCCAGUGCCUGCUGAUGAUUCUUUUUUUGUUGAAAAUGUAAAAAGAAUCUUAGUUUGUGACACAGAUGAGUGGGUGGAGAACCAUAAAGUCUUACUAUUUUGGCAAGUCAGACCGGUUGUGCAUGUAUAUCAGCUUAAUGAAGAGGGCCCAGGUGAGGAACCAAGUGGAGAUGAUAUGCUUUCUAGCUUCAACGAGUGGGUUCUACCAGCAAGAGAAUUUGAUGGAUUGUGGGAAAGCUUAAUAUAUGAAACUGGUCUCAAACAGAGGUUGCUGCGGUAUGCCGCUAGUGCUCUUUUGUUUACCGAGAGAGGUGUAGAUCCUUGCCUCGUGUCAUGGAACAGGAUUAUCCUUUUACAUGGACCUCCCGGAACUGGAAAGACAUCUUUGUGCAAAGCAUUGGCUCAAAAGCUUUCUAUACGUUUGAAGUCAAGGUACUCAUGGUGCCAGCUAGUAGAAGUCAAUGCUCAUUCAUUAUUCAGCAAAUGGUUUUCAGAAAGUGGAAAAUUGGUUGCGAAGCUUUUCCAGAAAAUCCAGGAAAUGGUGGAAGAAGAAAAUAAUCUUGUAUUCGUCUUGAUUGAUGAAGUCGAAAGCCUUGCUGCUGCCAGACAAGCGGCUUUGUCUGGUUCCGAACCAUCAGAUUCCAUAAGGGUUGUGAAUGCUUUGCUUACUCAGAUGGACAGAUUGAAAUCUUGGCCUAAUGUGAUAAUUCUCACGACAUCAAAUAUAACGACAGCCAUUGAUAUUGCUUUUGUUGACCGAGCAGACAUCAAGGCAUAUGUGGGCCCCCCUACACUUGAAGCACGAUAUGAAAUAUUGAGGUCAUGCCUACAAGAACUUCUGCGAGCUGGAAUUGUUACAUAUCCUCAGGAUCAAGUUCAUUUCCCGCUUCUCAACUAUUCUACUUUGAAAGAGACACUGCAUCCAUCUGAGACGACAGAGCUUGAAGGGCCGCUUCAUUUGUCGAGGAUUCUGCUUGAAGCUGCAAAAGCAUGUGAGGGAUCAAGUGGUAGGGCUUUGAGAAAGUUGCCUUUCUUGGCUCAUGCAGCUCUUUCUAACCCCCACGCUUGUGAUCCUAGAAGGUUUCUGUACACCUUGACAGAAACUGCAAGGAGAGAACUCGCUGAAUUGAAUGCUUAACAUUUCGAUGUGGUAAGUGACCUAUUGGCAUUGUCUAAAGAAUGUCAUCUCAUGUCAAUGGUGCUGUUUUUAGCUUAAUGAUACUGUCAAUUACAAAGUAGUUGUUGAAUGCACUUUUCAGUGUUUCACUAGUAUAAUCUUUAUCUGCUUCUCACUAAA